Daphnia carinata is the source of this 1693-nucleotide messenger RNA. RefSeq names its product F-box-like/WD repeat-containing protein TBL1XR1. The transcript has 10 exons. The record is from RefSeq and is a predicted model, not a curated record. Gene Ontology annotation, cellular component: histone deacetylase complex. Gene Ontology annotation, molecular function: transcription corepressor activity; protein binding. NCBI's taxonomy places the organism in Eukaryota, Metazoa, Arthropoda, Branchiopoda, Diplostraca, Daphniidae. The coding region runs from base 101 to 1579 and encodes 492 amino acids. Gene Ontology annotation, biological process: regulation of transcription by RNA polymerase II.
GUACCUUCGGUCAAGCUGAGCUUUUCUUGCAAGCUUGCGAAAAAGGUCGUUCACGAAUAAUAGCUGUAAACGUCGUGUUACUAUGUUUGUGUUUUAAAAAAUGAGUUUUUCAAGUGAUGAAGUAAAUUUCCUGGUGUACCGAUACCUGCAAGAAUCUGGUUUUCAGCACUCUGCCUACACAUUUGGUAUUGAGUCUCAUAUAUCUCAGUCCAACAUCAAUGGAGCUUUGGUCCCGCCAGCAGCUCUGCUCUCCAUCAUCCAGAAGGGCUUACAGUACACUGAAGCUGAAAUCAGUGUGGGAGAUGAUGGUUCUGAACGACCCAUGGAAAGCUUAUCACUCAUUGAUGCAGUGAUGCCUGAUGUUGUUGCAAGUCGUCAACAACAGCUACAGAACAACCAGAAGCCACAAGUGGUAAAAACAGAGCCAACAAAUUCCAAUGGAGAUGAACCAAUGCAUUCCUACCCUAAUCCCAAUGAAGGCAGAGAAGAGGAAACAGGUGUUGAAAUACCAGCCAGCAAAUCAACUGUUUUACGUGGACAUGAAUCAGAAGUUUUUAUCUGUGCCUGGAAUCCUACUACAGAUUUACUGGCCUCUGGUUCUGGAGAUAGUACUGCCAGGAUUUGGAAUAUGAAUGACAACUCAUCUUCACCAACACAACUUGUGCUUAGGCAUUGCAUUCAAAAAGGUGGAACUGAAGUUCCAAGCAACAAAGAUGUCACAUCACUUGAUUGGAAUUGUGACGGAACACUACUUGCAACUGGCUCGUACGACGGCUAUGCGCGCAUUUGGACUACUGACGGAAGAUUGGCCAGCACUUUAGGGCAGCACAAAGGACCUAUUUUUGCGCUGAAGUGGAAUAAGAAAGGCAACUAUAUUCUCAGUGCUGGAGUGGAUAAGACAACCAUUAUUUGGGACGCCUCAACGGGUCAGUGCACACAGCAAUUUGCCUUCCAUUCCGCCCCGGCUCUUGACGUUGAUUGGCAAUCGAAUGUUAGUUUUGCUUCAUGCUCCACUGAUCAAUGCAUUCAUGUCUGUAAGCUGGGCAGUGACAAGCCAACGAAAUCCUUCCAAGGACAUACGAAUGAAGUAAAUGCCAUUAAGUGGGACCCUCAAGGCAAUCUUUUAGCUUCCUGUUCGGAUGAUAUGACGCUCAAGAUAUGGUCAAUGAAACAAGAUACCUGUGUGCAUGAUUUGCAAGCUCACAACAAAGAAAUCUACACGAUUAAAUGGAGUCCCACUGGUCCUGGAACGAAUAAUCCAAACAUGAAUUUAAUUCUGGCCAGUGCUUCGUUCGACUCCACAGUUCGUCUCUGGGACGUAGAGCGUGGAUUAUGUAUUCAUACACUAACGAAGCACACCGAGCCAGUGUACAGUGUCGCAUUUUCUCCGGAUGGGAAGUAUUUGGCAUCUGGUAGCUUCGAUAAAUGUGUGCACAUCUGGUCUACCCAGUCGGGUCAGUUGUUACACAGCUACAAAGGGACUGGAGGUAUUUUUGAAGUUUGCUGGAAUUCUCGUGGCGAUAAAGUUGGUGCAAGUGCUUCAGAUGGAAGUGUUUUUGUCUUGGAUUUACGGAAGUAAUUGUCACUUCUCACCGCAUUUUCCGAUUCCAGAUUAUUUUCAUGAUUAUUACACAUGAAGGUUCAUUAAAUCAUUGUAUCAUUAAGGCAAAAUAAAAAAUUCGAAUUUCAAUAA